AGAGGGGAUACACACACAAUUAAAAACCGCGUAUAUGUCUCACAUGAACACGUUUUUCUACUGUUGGGUUAUUCUCUCUACCACAGUUUGGCGUGAUAUGCGUCCCGAAUCUGGUAUGCUCGGUCGUGUGGAUCAAAUAAAUGUUACAGUAUUUCUUCGUACGCUCACAUAGCGUGAUCAGUGAUAGUUUAUACGUUUAUUACGAUUAUCUUGUGAAAUUUCGUGCCUUGUUUUAUCACGACGGUUUAUCAUUAUUAUUACGAUGGCUACAAUAGAAUCUUUGCCGUACGAAAUUCUUAUUAUGAUUUUGGAGAAAAUCAGCAUCAAGGACAUUGAUAACUUUAGUUCUACGUGCAAGAAAUUUAGACAAACAUCAUGGGGCGAUAAACUUUGGAUGAAAAAGCUCUAUCAGAAGUGGCCUCGUACAAGAAGAAUUUGUGAUAGAAUAACGGGUGAAAAUCUUAAAAUAGAUUAUGAAACAGUCGUAAAAUGUGUAAAAGGAUUGUACAAUUUAAUAUCCGAAAUACCCAAAGAUAAUUUAAGCGAAACGGACAAAAAAAAAUCGAUGUUAAAAUUUCUGGACAAAACCAAGAAUGAUAUAAUUUAUAACAUCAUUGAAGAUAUGCUUGACGAAAUAAUGUGGCAACAUCCACGGAGAAUUGGUUCCGAUUUGACUCAGAAAUAUUACAGCUACUAUAUUUUUCAACAACUGAAGUAUUAUCAUCUGAAGCACAGUAUACUAAAAUUUAGAAGUAGACACAGAUAUCAUCAACUUUUGGAGGAAAUGAUUACUCUUCUGGUGCAAUGGUUCAAUAUUGACACAGAUAGUUCCUAUCUAUCUUACUCACACAUAAAAACGAUAUUGAAUGAUCGUGCAGAAAUGGUGUUGCAAAAUCUUAGACAAAAGUAUCCCUUGCAUCCUAUAUUUGCGAUGUCUGAUGAUUACUUCAAUUCUUGGAGAAAUCAGUAUAUGUUUUAUACAUAUUGGGAUUACGAAGAAGUAGAGCAGAUUUUGAUUACACUCGAAAAAAGUUUAUUUAAUCAAUCGGCUUGGCAUAGAGGACAAUUAGAUCUAUUAUGGUUAACACAUGAGGAUAAUGAAUCUUUUGUUUCAAGAAAACAAAAAAUAUACUUUCUAGCGAUAUAUCAUGCUAUAUUGCGAAGAGUUGGAAUACACUCCGUUGUAAAUUUCGAAGGCUUUAAACUUCGAAUUUAUCUGAAAUCAAGUCUAGAAUAUAUUUAUGCGUUUCACGACGAUAAUGAUUUAUUCAAAUGUGACUUUACUAUCAUAAGAAGUGACGAUGCCAUAAGAGACUAUAGAAGAUAUUUCGUUAAUGAUAUAGAUGUUUUGUGUAUUAAUGCACCCUUUCAGGUCUUACAAGUAGAAUCGACAUUACUUAAUCUUUGGUCAUCUGAGUCAAAAAAAGAUUUGCAGGAUACAUGGAAAACAGAUCAGGAUGUCACUUACCCAGACAUAUUAAAUAUAAAAUGGGAAUCUAAACUAUCUAUGAUUAUAGAAAAAAGCAAACCAGAUAGAAGAUCGGCAGAACUAAAAUUUGUAAUUGGAACGAUCGUAUCACAUAAAUGUACUGACGGUACUAAUAGAAUUCGUCAUGGGGUUAUAGUUGGUUGGCACUGUUAUUUCAAUAGCUUACCUUUCACAAUAUUUAAUACACCUGAUAUCAAAUUUUGCAUAUAUAAGAACUGUACAGAUUCUACGUGUUUGAUGCAUAAACCAUACUACAUAAUUUUCUGUGACAAAGACAAAUACUGUUAUGUACAACAAGAGAACGUAUCGAUAUUUUCUUCACCAUUUCUACCAUUAAUCGAUCAUGACGAGAUAGGACGAUAUUUUUCUAAAAUAUUUUUCUGCGAACGUUUUUAUUAUGUACCGAAUGAUAUGCUAGCAAGAUAUUAUCCAUGUGACGUCGCUAUAAUUAACGAAAUGAUGCAUAAUAAAUAGUUUAUGUUACAAUAGAAGGUUUAGGAUAUAUAUGCGAAUACUUCAAACAUUUUUAUGCAAAAAUUACAAAUAUUAUAAUAUGAUAAAAAUAUUCUGUAUAGAAAUAUUUAUAUUGCUUUUAUAUACAAAUACUUAUUUGAUUUUUCUUAUUUUCUUUUAUUUGGAUGUGUGUAUUAAGAUAGAUAAAGCUUAAUUUAAUUUUUGUGUUUAUUAUAUAAAAUAAGGUCACACUUCUCAUUUUCUUUUAAUAACAUUGAAUCGUAAAUAGGAAACUUUAUAAAUAUUGUUCAAUGUCAAAUUUUAUAAGACAAGUACAGAAAUGUGCAAAGUGUUGCUGAAUUGGAGAGUCUUGCGUUUAAUCGAAAAAUAAAGAAAAGGAAGUUGUAUAAAAACUCAAAUAUU
Formica exsecta is the source of this 2365-nucleotide messenger RNA. RefSeq lists its product as uncharacterized. Bases 263 to 1963 code for a protein of 566 amino acids. NCBI's taxonomy places the organism in Eukaryota, Metazoa, Arthropoda, Insecta, Hymenoptera, Formicidae. Gene Ontology annotation, molecular function: protein binding; DNA binding. The transcript has 8 exons. The record is from RefSeq and is a predicted model, not a curated record.